AUGAUGCUGCUAGGGCAGUUCGGUCUGUUAGGGCUCUCAAUCCUUGCUUCGGUCCGGGCGGAAAGUAGUCUUACAACAGCGGCUUCAGCGUCAAAGUCAAGCUCCGAUUCAUCGGCCUUGGGGUCUGAUUCGAGCAGAAGUUCAUCGACAAGCACAUCUAGUUCGGCGGCUGCGACGCAUACUGUUUCGGUUGGUGCAGAUGGCAUCAAUUAUUCUCCCGUUUCAUUGACCGCGGAUGUUGGAGAUAUCAUCGAAUUUCGCUUUUAUCCCCAGAACCAUUCUGUAGCUAGAGCGGAGUACAAACUACCAUGCAUACCCUACGAAGAUACUGGAGCAGGGAAGGUCGGAUUUUGGAGUGGUUUUGAACCUAUUGCAAUUGUCUCAAAUAAUCCACCUACAUACAGUGUAGUCAUCAACGACACGGAACCUAUAUUUUUCUAUUGCUCGUCUCCGGGAGCUUGUCAGGAGGGAAUGGUUGGGGUGAUCAAUCCCAACGACACGCAAACUUUCGAUACUCAAUUGGCAUAUGCUCAGAACGCAACCCUGGUAUUCUCUCCCAAUGAAUAUUUCCCAGCAGAAACCUCAAAAGCCACAACAGGAAGCUCAGCAACUGCCACAUCGGCCUCAGACUCCAACGUGACUUCAUCCCAUAAGCCAUUCCCACCUGGCGCCAUCGCCGGUAUCGUCGUUGGUGCAGUGGCAGUAAUAGCCCUGGCCGGAGCUCUCUUUUAUAUGUGCGGCCGCCAUCGAAUGAUGAAGGAAGUCUUUCAUAAUGGACCAUCCAACGGACCGCAAACCAACAAUGCUUUCGACAACAACCAUAAUUCUUACAUGUCUCAAGGAGGCACUACAGUUUCCGAAGCCAAUUAUCCUAACAUGACGAAAUUUUCAUCCGGUCUAACAGCCAUGGAUUCUGCAUCUGGACGCUUCUCGCCUCAUAACGGCGCGUACACGGAAACCGAUGCAAAUAGUUUCAGAAGUCGAAGUCCGCCGAUUGAUGAGACGGGUAUGCAGACGGUUAGAAACGGUCAAUAUCAGAGUGUGUCGGUAGGAAGUCCGAUGGGGAGUCCUGGAUUCCCUAGCCCGGCGUAUAAUCACGAGGCCCAUUUGAAGGCACAGCCAAUUGGGAAGCCAACAUUGAGUGAGAUGGAUGAUAGGACUGUGCAAGAGGCUUUCAGAACACAAGAAAAACAAAAACAGAACCAAGGACAAGGCCCAAUAGAAUUACCAGUGCCAAGCCGAAGCGCGAGUAUGACGGCGGGCGCACCUUCUCCGGAGAGAGAACGGCCGUUUUCCUAUACGGAUAGCGAGAGUGGGUAUGUGGGGAUGAUGAGGAGUGAAAUUGUGGAUAAGACGCGAUGA
Sclerotinia borealis F-4128 is the source of this 1362-nucleotide messenger RNA. NCBI's taxonomy places the organism in Eukaryota, Fungi, Ascomycota, Leotiomycetes, Helotiales, Sclerotiniaceae. The record is from the annotation of a GenBank genome assembly.